Molecule: messenger RNA, 1895 nt
Organism: Leptopilina heterotoma
Lineage: Eukaryota; Metazoa; Arthropoda; Insecta; Hymenoptera; Figitidae
Product: zinc finger BED domain-containing protein 4-like
Exons: 5
Coding region: 161-1657 (498 amino acids)
Molecular function (GO): protein dimerization activity
Source: RefSeq, a predicted model, not a curated record
UCAUUUUAAAUUCCUCUUUGGUGUAAUGCUGCUUCGACAAUGUAAUAUCUAAAUUUUAAUUGUAAAAUUAAUUCAGGCCUCAUGAAAAGGUGUUUUUGCCGUCAUUUUUUCGACAAUACUAAAGAAAGUAUGCACUCGCUGCUUGAUCACUAAACGUGGGAUGUUUAUGUUUACCUCUUUUGCUAGCGACAAGAUUCCGUUGAUCAGUAUGAAGGUUGACAUUGCCAGUAGGCACAACCGUUCGUUUUUUGGUCUUAAUAUACAGUUCGUCAAGGAUGGCGCCCUUCAUUUGCGUACCCUUGCGGUAAGAGAGUUAUUCUCCUCCCACACAUCGGAAAACUUAAAAAUCGUAGUGAACGAAAUUUUAAGUAAUUAUAAUAUAUUUAACGACCGAAUUUACACUUUUACUUCUGACAAUGGUCGGAACAUGGUGAAGCUAGGCGAAUUGCUGCAAGAAACUCAAGUAGAAGAGGAUUCAGUCGAUGAAGCUGUCAACAACGAGGUAAAUUUUUCGGCGACAACAUUGGUAAGGUGCUGCGUCCACACCUUACAAUUGGCAGUGUUGGACGCUAUCAACGAUCCAUCAGUGAAUCGAAUUAUUGCCAAGGCAAGACAUGCGGUAAAAGCUCUAAGAAACGAGUCAACGCUUCAGACAUUGAAGAAAAAAUAUAACGUGAAUAAGCCAACUCUCGAUGUCGUUACACGCUGGAGUUCCACAUGCAGUAUGUUGGCAUCAUUACUCUCGGCUAAAGAAUUCUGUAAAGAUUUCGAAGCCGAAAAACCGGCUCUUUCUUUAGCCGAUGAGGAAUGGUGCCACAUCGAGGACUGCUUAAAAGCGUUGUCACCAUGUAAAAAAGCAACGUUGCGGUUGCAAACCCAAAAUCUUGUACCAGGGGAUGUUUACGGUAUUUGGUACACUUGCAAAUUGGAAACAGAAAGGAUAGAUACACUAUUUGCAAAGAAAUUAAAGAGCUCGAUGAUUAAAAGAGAAAAACACUUGAUGGAAAAUGAGGCACUUCUUGCCUCAAUGUUUUUGGACCCGAGGUAUUUACCGCUUCUCAAAGAAACAACCAUGAAAAUAGCCAAAGAAACUUUGCUUAUAGUAUGGGACGCCAUAAAAAAGACAAAUGAAGAAGAGACACAGGUACCACCAACAGAAGACAGCCUGAUGGAACUGGAUGAAGAUGUCGAUCUUCUUUCGCUAGAAAUUCAAAGAAGAGACGCGGAAAGACAAUUCAGACUUUCCAAUGGCGGCGUUUCUCAAAUUGAAAGUCUUUUAGACGAGUUUGCAAAAACUCCUAAAAUACCAUUAAAAGAGGACAUUUUAAAAUACUGGGAAGUUAGAAAAUCAUCAUCUCCAGAACUCUACAGUCUAGCGACAAUUGUACAUGCUGCCCCAAUGACUCAGGUUAGCGUCGAAAGACUAUUUUCAGGUAUGAAAUUUAUCAUUUCAGACUUGCGCACUAACCUGAGUCAUGAUAUGAUAGACGACAUCCUUAUCGUGCGGACAAAUAAAAAUUUUCAAAAAGACUGUAUUGCAGAGGAGAAACCUGCAAAAAAAAAGAAAAUAAUUCACAUUGAAAACAUGAGCAGUGAUAAUUUAAGUACCGGUAGCAGCAGUACCGAACUAAUAGAUGAUGAACUAAUAACAAAUUGAUGAAUAAAAAGCAAUUUUUUUUAUUAAUUAUUCAAUUAAUGAUGAAAUAAUAACGACUUGAUGAAUAAAAAGCAAUUUUUUUUUAUUAAUUAUUCAAUUAAUGAUGAAAUAAUAACGACUUGAUGAAUAAAAAGCAAUUUUUUUUUAUUAAUUAUUCAAUUAAUGAUGAAAUAAUAACGACUUGAUAAAUAAAAAGCAAUUUUUUUUAUUAAUUAUUCAAUUAAUACAUGUACAUGUA